AUGUCCUCGAGAUACGCCAAUAUCUCCUAUUCCGGGAAAACGGAUGUUGCUUCAACUCGUACACCUAGUUCCCUCGUGUGGGAAACUACUAAAGCCAUAGAAUUGGUUUCUAGUCUACGGUUCUCAUGGGAUAAUUACCAGAAUAGAAUCUUCAUAGAAUUCUUGAAGGCUGUCGGCCCCGAUUUCAAAGACGUCGAUAUCGAGCCGUUGCUUUUCCAGCUUGAUCUUCACGGGUAUAAUGAUAUAAGAAAUAAGUAUGGAGAGAGUGUGUACCACUUGAUCAAGGCAAAGGCUAUGAGAAAACUGAAGAGAACCGCCGAUAAAAUGGAAAUCGAUGGAUUAUUUGAACCUGAUAUAAAGUCAAGCUCAACCGAGUCCGAACAUAAUGUAUUUAAAUAUAGGCGAUAUUCGAUUGAUCCAAGUAUAAAAUCGGAGGAUUCCAAGUUUGAACAGACAAACCAUCCCUUCCUAAAGAUGCCUCAACAGAAGUUCCAUAGAGAUAAUCUGAAAAAUGCAACUUUUGAGGAUUCGACGUACAUGAGCGAGACUUCGUAUCCGGGUUCGCGAACCCCACGAACUUCGCAUGCUUCUUAUCCGCCUCCGGAAAAGAACAGAAACGCAAGGACUGUUGAAGAGGCAAAACACGAACGCGCUCUACAGUCUAUGCGGAAUCUUGUAAUUGAGUUAUCUCAUACUGAACAAGUACUCAAUGAAGUUGCAUCUGCAUUCAAUGACCUACAACCAACCAAGGAUGGUGAAAUAUGGACUGAUAUAAUUAACCAAAUGAUACUGCUCCAUCAUGAUCUAAAGCUAGAUGGGAGAGGUUUGUACAAAUUUACUAAAAACCUAUAA
Molecule: messenger RNA, 852 nt
Organism: Daldinia decipiens
Lineage: Eukaryota; Fungi; Ascomycota; Sordariomycetes; Xylariales; Hypoxylaceae
Exons: 2
Coding region: 1-852 (283 amino acids)
Source: RefSeq, a predicted model, not a curated record